Messenger RNA from Dermacentor silvarum, 3986 nucleotides. Its product is annotated as sarcalumenin. Gene Ontology annotation, molecular function: GTP binding. The transcript is spliced from 8 exons. Bases 284 to 2356 code for a protein of 690 amino acids. The record is from RefSeq and is a predicted model, not a curated record. Lineage: Eukaryota; Metazoa; Arthropoda; Arachnida; Ixodida; Ixodidae.
UCCCCUCAGAAAGAGAGAGAGGGAAGGCGAGCGAAGGAGGCACAGAGCUCGAAUCCGGAGCUCCCCCGAGUGCGGCAGCGGGCGACGGGACGAAACCGGGGCUGCGGGUAGACCCUGGGAAAAGCCCACGGUCGGGUUAGUGCUGGCUGUGGUGGAGCAGCAGAGCACACCGUGGUGCGACCGCGAUCGAUUCAACGGAAACGAAGGACAACAAACGACCGGCCGCUGAGCGGGAGGACGACGACCAGCGCGGAAGCGGCGACGCUCUAGCAGCGGCCUCGACAUGGCACGGGCGGCGGACGAACAGAAGGUCAGCCUGGACGCCCGAGGAGUGCUCAUCAUGGUGGUCGCCCUGGGAGGAAUCAUCGGCCUCUGGGUGAACGAGUUCAUGGUGUCGGAGGACAACAUUCCCGCGGGCUUCGUGUACCAGCCGCCCAAGCGUGGCAAGGCGGUGGAGCCCGUGGUGCGCGAGCCCCCACGGCCAGUCCUGCUAACGGUGGAGGACUGCGGCAAGCUGGCGCUCGAGGCCGUCCGAGAGUAUGUCGAACGACACCCCAUCGAGAGGGACGACUCAGCAGAGAUAACCCGAGAAGAGCCUGAGGACAAGGCUGCCAGUGACGAGGAGCCACCCGUGCUGGAUGAAUUCCGCAGCAGAGCCAAGGCUCGAGACGAGGACGCCGGAGCAGCUGGUUCUUCAGAGGAAAUGCAUGACGAGGAACCGCCCAAGAAGCAGGUCGUCGAAAGCGAGGAGGAGGCCGACGAGGAAGAAGGCGAAUCAGCAGGCCAGGAAACGGAAGAGGAAGAGAGCGCUGAGGCUGAAGUACAUGGGGAGGAGGAGGAAGAGGAGGAAGGUGAAGAGAGUGGCGAGGAAGCAGUGUCAGAGGAGGAGGAGGAGGCUGCAUCUGAGGAGGAAGAGGAGGAAGAAGAGGGCAGCGAGGAAGUGGAAGAGGAGGAGGAAGCAGGUGCGCUGGAGGAAUCCGAGGAACAAGCAGAAGUGGAAAGGACCCGCACUGGGCCCCGGUCACGCAAGCACAUCGCUGACGUACUCGGCUUUGCUGAGAUUGGAACCGAGGAGGACAGGGAGGAAGAGGCACUCAUCGAGUCCAUCCUCAAGGAACUGAAGAAGCUUUCCGUGACCGCCAUUGAGCCAAUGGAGAAGCUCUACAAAUUCAAGGACAUCAGCACCAGGCUGCUUGGAGAUGCUGAAAUAUUCAACAAGCCUAUGGCGCUUUUCCUUGGGCCCUGGAGCGCUGGCAAGAGCAGCAUCAUAAACUACCUGCUGGGCACUGAGCAUACCAAGGCAGGCCUCAAAACAGGUCCGCAGCCGUCCGACAUUGAUUUCACCAUCAUUCACUACGCCGACAAGCUUCAGCGACUCAGCGGCACUGAAAUGGCUGCACACUGGGCCUUCUCAAGCGUCCAAAAGUUUGGCCAAGGGUUCCUGGAUCAUUUCAAAGGGAUCGGCCUGCCUCACCCACUGCUGCAAAAGGUGACCAUCGUGGACACACCUGGUAUUCUUGACAAGCGCAAAAUAGAGAACUACCCUUUCAACGAUGCCUUCCAAUGGUUCAUCGAUCGUGCCGAUGCCAUAUAUGUUGUGUUUGACCCGAGCAAGCUUGAAAUAGGGGAAGAAAUGGCAACUCUCCUAGACCAGCUGAAAGGUCGCGAAGGCCAGAUCCGCUUCAUUCUCAACAAGGCGGACUUCAUUCAGCCUCACGACAUCAUGCGCGUCACUGGACAGCUCUUGUGGAAUGUCUCUCCACUCCUGGGGAGCAGUGAUGCGCCAAUCAUCCAUGUUGUGUCCAUGACUUCGAGGCCUUUCCACACUGGCACCCCUGCAGAGUUCUUCGAGGAGCAAGAACUGGCCUUGCUUGAGCAUUUGCGCGAAAUAAUGGACGAGCGUGUAGAGAACACCAUUUCUUUUGCCCGCAGACAUGCCGUACGGGUGCGCAACCAUGCAAAGCUUGUUGACUGCUUUCUGAGCACAUUCUACAAGCAGAAGGGAAUGUUUGGAAGCAAAAAGAAAGUAGCGGAACAGAUUGCCAAAGACCCAAACAAGUACCACAUAUUCGAAGGGCUCAGCAGACUGAGCAACGUCAGUCGCUACGACCUUCCAGACCCCCAACUUUACUACAAGUUCUUCAAGCUGAACCCCAUGUAUGACUUCAAGGCCCUCACUGCCACCUGCACCUACUUCAAAGGAUGCCCCCUCGACAAGCUGGACAUUACAAUUGCCUAUGACUUGCCACAGCUAUUGGGCAAGUACAAUGACCAAACAAAACUGAAGAAGGACCAUGACAAGUCCAUGGCAGGACAUGCUCCGGUGCCACUACCAACUGGGCAGCAACACAGCUGAGGUGCCAGAGCGUGAGCACCCAGAUCUCUCACCUUGGACAUGGUGACCAUGCUAAGCUGCAGUCUCUGCAUCUAGAAUAUUGCUUCCUGCCAGAAACAGUGCCUGCUACCUGCCAACAGCAGCCUUAACAAAGCUUUGAUUCAGGAGAUCCUGAAAGAUCAACACACAUGCAGUCAGCUCCAUCAUGUGUAGCACAGGAAAAAUUCGCUAGAUGCGGUCUCUGCAGCUUUGUGAAUCACAGCACUGCUAUCGGUCUUCAGUUUGUGGCACGAGAGAACUCAUGAAUUUGACUGGUUAUGACUUCCGCUUUUUCUCACCUAUUUGUAACCUAAGAAAAUCAAUAGUACUUUUGAAUUGUUAGGCCCAACUUCAAGAACAAAAAAUCUGAUAGCACUGUUACACAUUUGGUUAUCUUUUUCAAAUAGUAUAGAUCUGACACAAUUAAGACCUCCCUUAGAUCGAGUGCAAUCAACUUAUGCAAAUAAAUCACAAUGUAAAUUCUAUUUGAAGUUAAAGAAAAAAACAAUACUUCGAUUAGACUGGUGCAAUGAAGACAAUCUCAAAUACGAAAAGUCUCGUUACUUUCAGUGUUUCUUCACCUAAUCAGAGGACACAAACUAAUAGGUGCCUCCAUGCAUCACUUCAUACAGUAGUUAAAUAGUAACAUUACUUAAAUGCUGUCGUUCGAUAACAACAUUUUACUGUUCCUUCUCAUAACUGGCUUUGUUUAAAACAUUCAGUAGCAGAUAUUGUUCUCAUUUAUAUAAUAAAUAUAUAUGGCCUCCAUAUGCAAAACAAAAGGCAAUCCACAUCCUGCCCACAAGUCAAAUGUAUUUUGAUAACUAAUGGCACAAACCAGCAGGCAAAACAGGAUGUUUCACAACAUAAAGCAAAUUAAUAGUCUUAGCAAUGUGCAACAGCUGGGUGUCAGCAGUGCUGGGACUUUGCGGAUGGCUUCAAAAGUGCGCUUGGGAGGUCUACGCCAAACAGAACAACACUAUUCUCACCAGCACAUAAGUGCUCAAAUGCUCACGGCACAGCUGGGGUGGCAGAAUGUCACAAAGCUGCUGUUCUGAGCAUGUAUCUGGAGAUUCCUGUGUCAAGAACACAUUCCCUACAGGCUAAGCAGUGUGUUCCUCACAACAAAGAAUAUGGUGAAUUACAUGAAUUCCGUUAUCAAUCAGGUGAAAAAAGUUUAAAAACUUGGCAAACAGUCACUGCAUGCUAGCUAAAUAUGCCUGUUUCCCUGAUUCUCACAAAUUUUCCAACUUCAUAGUAUUUAUAUGAGUGCACAGUCUGCUCUCUCUUUUCUGAAUUUAAAGCACACUAAAUAUCUCAGGGUUUCCUUCCUAGCUAAAACUGCGCAGGAAAAUAAUUAGUAUCAGGUAGUGCAGCAAACAGAUAAAUCAUCUAACCCUGUUGAAUGACUAUACUUUACUGAUCUUUAGGCUUGUCCAACCCAAGAAAAGCUGCCAUAAGAACGGUUCCAGCUUUACCCCCAAAAGCAAACGUUACAGAUUAGCUGUUCUAGUCUGGAUCUGUGAUAUACGAAUAUGGCUAAGCUGUCGGGGGGAAUUGUCUUUUUUUUUUUUUUUCAGGGCAAUAAAAAUGUCCUUUACAAGCCUUCAAA